CCAAAACCACUUGAUCGCCACAACAUCUAGCAAGCAAGCUAACUGCGAGGGAAGCUCAACCGUCUGAUCACUCCCUGUUUCUUUCUGGGACUCUCAGCAGAAUGAUGGUGGCUGGGAUGCGCUUCCUGCAGCUGUUCGCGGUGGUUCUCGCCUUCUCCUUCGUGCCCGCCAAGUCCGGCUACUGGCUGCCGGCCCAUGCCACGUUCUACGGCGGCGCCGACGGCUCUGACACAAUGGGUGGCGCAUGUGGGUACGAGAACCUGUACAACGCGGGGUACGGGAUCAACAACGCGGCGCUGAGCACGGCGCUGUUCAACAACGGCUUGUCGUGCGGGCAGUGCUACCUCAUCACCUGCGACACCAGCAAGUCAAACAUGUGCAAGCCCGGCACGUCCAUCACCGUCUCCGCCACCAACUUCUGUCCCCCCAACUGGGCUCUCCCCAGCGACAACGGUGGCUGGUGCAACCCUCCCCGCGUCCACUUCGACAUGUCCCAGCCCGCCUGGGAAAACCUCGCCAUCUACCGCGCCGGCAUCGUCCCCGUCCUCUACCAGCAGGUCGCGUGCCAGAGGCAGGGCGGCCUGCGCUUCACUAUCAACGGCUUCAACUACUUUGAGCUCGUGCUGGUGACCAACAUGGCCGGGAGUGGGUCAGUCAAGAGCAUGUCGGUGAAGGGGACCAACACCGCAUGGAUUCCGAUGUCCCAGAACUGGGGCGCUAACUGGCAGUGCCUAGCGGGGCUGAAAGGACAAGCGCUCAGCUUCGCGAUCACCUCCUCCGGUGGACAGUACAAGGUCUUCCAGGACGUCGUGCCGGCAUGGUGGUUGUUCGGACAGACGUUCUCCACCUGGCAACAGUUCGACUACUAGCUAGUAUGAACAUUGUACAAUUUGUAUUACGAUUAUCAGUUCGCUUCGUUCAGAGCGAACAUGCAUGGAACUGUCCAGACGCAUACUCAUUAUCCCAUUUUGAUUGUUCAGUUCGUUGCCCAUCGAGUGGAUGUAGAUUUGAAUUGUAAAAUCGGUAAUCCACGACUCCCUCUAUGCCUCCUCUAUCUGGAACAAUAUAUACUAAGAGUGGACGUGUGCGCGCUUUGCUGCGUCGUUU
Messenger RNA from Triticum aestivum (bread wheat), 1107 nucleotides. Its product is annotated as expansin-A31. The transcript is spliced from 2 exons. Lineage: Eukaryota; Viridiplantae; Streptophyta; Magnoliopsida; Poales; Poaceae. Gene Ontology annotation, cellular component: extracellular region. Gene Ontology annotation, biological process: plant-type cell wall organization. The record is from RefSeq and is a predicted model, not a curated record. The coding region runs from base 102 to 869 and encodes 255 amino acids.